CGGUGAGUUUAGUUUGUCCAGCCGCUGGAGAGUCUGCGAGAACAGUCCCGUCUGAAUGAAGGUUACAGACACUCAGAGACAGAGCAGGAGGAAGCUAGACACAUCCUGAUCUGUGAAGAACAGACAGUCCUAACGCUAGGUAGUCUGCAGCUCGUGUUUAGAGGUUUCUCCGGACAACCAGACCUUGGCGAACAGGAGUUGCUGCUUUGAACUACAGAAGGUGUGAGGAAGAACAGGCCUGGAGAUAAGCAAACAGUGGUUACUAGGAGAAGGUGAAUGUCUUGUGUCACAAAGAGUGCCAUUAGCAGACUGCGACACCGAAAAAUUGGUUAUCUACGGCUUUCACUUUUUGUCUGAUGGGCUCAGCUGUGGCGAAUCUGAGCAGCCUUGUUCACCACUGGAUUUUGAUCUAUCCUUUUUGUCACUUUGACAAAAUUUACACCCAAUAAUACAUCCAUAAUCACUGCCAAGGCUCAAUAUUUUUGUAGAUCCUGUCGUCAUCUACCAGAUCAUCUUCUACUAGAACGACUUCUACCAGAACAACAUCUACCAGAGCGUGAAACGCUAAAAUCAACCUAGACUAAAUUUAUUCUUCUCUUUUAAUUCUACCAAACCCUCUCAUCUCAGCUGCCAAGACAACUAGAGCAAGGCAUCUCCUUUAAGAGUCACUCAGUGCUAACAAGACAGACGUAGGGAGGGAGUAAAAAGAAGAAGAGAAGAGGGAGGGUGGGUGGAGAGCCGGAGAGAAUUGGCGCUCAAGUGUGAGCGAGAGAGAGCACGCAGAACACAGCGUGCGAGUGUCUCCUCUAACCAUUGGCACUUUGAUACAUUUCAAAGCCUCGCACCUCGCACUCAAGCAUCUGACAGAACGCGGUUAGCAUCUGAGACUUGUACUCGAGCAGACGGCCAAACGAAUGGGCUUUUAUUUGAGGAGCAACAGUUCAGAAGAACUCGUCUGAGGCGGCUGUAAUUGAGGAUGAAUUUCUGAGAGACCUGCUGGGUAAGAAGGAUCCAAAUAGUGACUUAAGAUUUUACAGCAGUCCAGAAAGCCAAAAAGGAGAGUGGAAUUCACAAUGGAUGAAUGGAUUUACUAGGAUUUGUUGGCAGUACUGAUCUGUUUCUCAGUUUGUUGGUGCAUUUGGGUCUCUGAGAUUCUGCCUUAAGAGAACGAGCUUGUAAGUUCUGGUACAGGUCAGUUUCACGCUGGACCACGCAAACUAUCUGCAGGAGGUCUGGAGAGCAUGGGGAAAUCAAACAGCAAGCUCAAACCUGAGGUGGUGGAGGAACUAACCAGGAAGACCUACUUUACAGAGAAAGAAGUUCAGCAAUGGUACAAGGGCUUCAUAAAAGAUUGCCCGAGUGGUCAGCUUGAUGCUGCAGGUUUCCAGAAGAUCUAUAAACAGUUCUUCCCCUUCGGUGACCCCACCAAGUUCGCCUCAUUUGUCUUCAAUGUUUUUGAUGAGAACAAGGAUGGACGGAUUGAGUUCUCAGAGUUUAUUCAGGCCCUGUCUGUGACCUCACGUGGGACUUUGGAUGAAAAGCUCCGCUGGGCCUUCAAGCUUUAUGAUCUUGAUAACGAUGGCUAUAUCACACGUGAUGAAAUGCUCAAUAUCGUAGACGCAAUCUAUCAGAUGGUGGGAAACACAGUGGACCUUCCGGAAGAAGAAAACACGCCAGAGAAGAGAGUGGAUCGCAUUUUUGCCAUGAUGGAUAAAAAUGCUGAUGGGAAGCUGACCCUGCAGGAGUUCCAGGAGGGAUCGAAGGCAGAUCCCUCUAUUGUCCAAGCUCUGUCUCUCUAUGAUGGCCUUGUAUAGUAGCAGCUUGUCUUAAGGAUACAGGUACGACAAAGGAUCCAGUGCAGUGCCAUCCCACAAUGCCAUUCAAGGAGAUGAGUCUUCGUCGUUUGACCUCUCAUUCUGGACACUUAAGACUGAGAAGUCUCACCACAAGCAAAUCACAUUUCAGCAUACAAUGACAGAAAAGAAGAGCUUGUCAUCCUGAAACUUGUGUGUGUGUGUUUGUGCGCACGCGUGUGUGUGUGAAUGCUAAACUGCAGGAUCCCAUUGGAAUUACACCAGUGCUUGUUUUCUGCCGAACGAACGUACUGGAGACUAUAUGGAUGGCACUGAUUGUUAAAGAGAAGCAUGCUGAAAAACCUAAAUUAUAAAUGUAAAUAUGUGUAAACAUUUCAUAUUUUUUAAUCAUCCUUUGCUGGGAUAUUGUGGAUGUGCGCUUCAUAUAUAAUUUAAGAGACUGUUGAUAUUUCAUUUAUUUCUUGUUUACCUUAAAGUGUAUGGAUCGCAGCUGUUAUAAGCCUCAACGUUUCUGAAAGCCUCUUGGAAUGAAAGACUUUAAUCCUGUUUUGCUUGUGAACGGAGAUUAAUUCAUUAUAGUUGCGAUACACAGCUCCCAUUGUGAAGAGUGCACUGCCCAUUCAUUGCUGGCAAAAGUCAUUGCGAAGUCCUCAGGCUACUUCCUAAACAAGGCACUGUAACCAAGCAACAUGCUACACUGUUAUUCCUUGCACCUCAAAACUGAUGUAAGUACCUCUGUAAUGAAGAAACAAUUAGUCCACCAUCUGUCCCUAACUUAAACUGCACCUCUGCCUUUGUCUUUUCUUGUGUCGUUUUCCUGUCAAACAAAAGUCAUAGACUUGAACUAUGACAUUCUCCUCUCAAAGCAAGUAAUUGGAUAUGUGUCGGGCGGGUUUGAGUGGGACUCAUGCUUUAUCAGUUGCUCUCUAGCUGAUGAUUAAAUUUGAGUCACUGCAUAAUUGCCUCUAAUGUUAUUUGCCGUCGGUAAGUAAGAUGGAGGUUUUAAUAUCUGAUGUGUCCCCUCUUGAUAUUUCAACAAUGGCUGCUUCCAUUUUCAUCACUGUGUGGUAUGUGUAUUGCUGUGCUCAUAAUAGGACAGUGUUCCAUAGGCACACAGACCUUGUAUUUCAUCAGCACAAUGGAUUCGCUGGCACGCUUUCAAAACAGUUCGCUGUGGUCAAUGAAUCCCUGAAGUAAUCAAUUUUGUCAACCUAAAAGAGCAUACAUCAAAUUCACCAUACAAAACAUAUAAAAUAGACAUCUCAGUCUCCAUGUGUGCCAUUUUCAGAGACAAACGUUCAAACGUUUUCUUUUUCAAUUGAAUUCUGUUGUAUAAUACACUCUAUAUUCAUAAAUGAAUUCUGAAUGAAAAUGUAUCACAGUUUCCGCAAAAAUAUUAAGCAGCACAACUCUCUUCAACAUUCAUAACAAUAAGAAACGUUUUUUUGCACACCGAAUCAGAAUGAUUUCUGCAGGAUCAUGUGACACUGAAAAUUCAUCUUUGCCAUCCUAAGAAUAAAUUACAAUUUAUAAUACACUCAAAUGGACAAUUAUUUUAAAUUGUGAUAAUAUUUGACUUUUGUUUUUGUAUUUUUCAUCAAAUAAAUGCCACAUUGGUAAGCAAGAAAUAUCUGUAUAUAUGUAUAUAUAAUGUACUUAAAAUGUAUUUAAUGUAUGUAUUUAAAAUAUUAUUAAAAUGGUCUAUUAAAAUGUAUAUAUAUGAAAUUUAUUAUAUAAAAUGUAAAGCAUUAUUGUUAAGAAAAUAAUAUAUCAAAAUGUAAUAUUACAAUUAUUGUUGCUUUUAAGAAAUCAUGAGAGAAAAAAUAUGGAAAAAUAAA
Messenger RNA from Onychostoma macrolepis, 3652 nucleotides. RefSeq names its product neuronal calcium sensor 1b (gene ncs1b). Gene Ontology annotation, molecular function: calcium sensitive guanylate cyclase activator activity; calcium ion binding. The transcript has 9 exons. NCBI's taxonomy places the organism in Eukaryota, Metazoa, Chordata, Actinopteri, Cypriniformes, Cyprinidae. The coding region runs from base 1242 to 1814 and encodes 190 amino acids. The record is from RefSeq and is a predicted model, not a curated record.